GUCCUACUACUCCCAUUUCCUAUCCACCUUCCUCUCUCUCCCCUUCAUUAUAUACUUAAAACUCACAAGUUUUCAUCUAAAAACACAAAACUCCAUUAAAACUCUAUACUCAUCAAGAACUUAGAAAAAAAAAAAUCCCAAAAUAAAAAAAUCCCAAGUUCAAAACUUUUACAAAUAUGGCCAAAAAAUUGAAGAUCUCUUCUAUUUUCAAGAAAAAAGAAAUAGGGCUAGCCACUUGGCAAUGGCCAUCUUGUACACAUUCCAAGACUCUAUCUUUUAGAGGUGAUGACAAGAUUUUCAAAACUAUAAAUUCAGUAUUCUUUGACCCUUUUGAUGGAAUUGAAACCCCACAAUCUUAUUCCACAAAUUCAUCAUUAGAUACCAAUAGCAUUUCAAUAGAAUCCCAUGAAGAAAUCAUAAAAGGGGCUAGAUCAGAAAGGCUAUUUUUUGAACAAGUGGCUACAAGUUCAAUUUUUCAAGAACCAAAUCAAGAACCACAAGAGGAAAAUCAAGAAAAUGAUUUGCCAUUUAAAGAGAGUGUAAUUUUGGCUAUGGAAUCAAAAGAUCCUUAUUUGGAUUUUAAGAAAUCAAUGAAGGAAAUGGUUGAGAGUCAAGGGAUUAAAGAUUGGGAUAAUUUACAAGAAUUAUUAGCAUGUUAUUUGAAAUUAAAUGGUGAAGUAAAUCAUGGUUUUGUUUUAGGUGCUUUCGUCGAUAUGCUUAUGGAACUUGUUAUCCCUACUACUCCGAGUACUAAUUCGGAUAAUUCAAUUACUUCUUAUUCUUCUGUUGCUUCUUCUUCUUUUUCUUGCCCCUCGUCUCCUCUGUCUUCGUUAGGACAUAAAGAGACAGAGGAGCAAGAAAAUGCAAAAGUCCCCUAAGAUAUAGUGUAAUUUUUUAUUGGUUAUUCAUAACGUAAAGAAAGUUUUCUUCUGGUUCUGUUGUUUGUUUUUACAAUUCAAGAAGACUUGACAGAAAUUGCUAAUUGGAUUGGUUCAAUACGACUUCUCACUCAGAAUUCGUCCUUCUUCAAAAGUAAGAAAGAUGACUACUUCAACUCCAUCUUAACGAGCGAUACCAUCUAAGUACAUUUUCCAUAGUCCUCCGUAUAAGUCCAUUGGCUCAAGUAAUUCAGAUUCACGUCUAGUUGACUCACUUUCUAUCAAAUGGUUUUUUCACUCCAAAAAAAGAAAUUUGAGGUAUGUGGUUAAAAAUUGAGGACUCAAAACUAUCAUGUCACACCGCUCAAUGAUGAUGUAAUCACAUUUUAUGUAUAUUAUUACAAAUGCAACGGUUAUUAAUUUUUAUCUGGCUU
Messenger RNA from Solanum tuberosum (potato), 1312 nucleotides. RefSeq names its product transcription repressor OFP13-like. Gene Ontology annotation, biological process: negative regulation of DNA-templated transcription. The record is from RefSeq and is a predicted model, not a curated record. Bases 177 to 878 code for a protein of 233 amino acids. NCBI's taxonomy places the organism in Eukaryota, Viridiplantae, Streptophyta, Magnoliopsida, Solanales, Solanaceae. The transcript has a single exon.